AAACACAGGCAAUGACUCUGAGAUGUCUGGACCUACCGGAGAUCGUCGGCAACAUUUGCGAAGAACUUCAGUGCUCUGACUCGUUCGGAUCAUUGGCAGCAUUCGCGGUCACCGACCGCCUAGUAUGCCAAGUUGCGCUUGAUGCACUCUGGCGGGAACAGCGCAGCCUUGUACCCCUCCUAAAGAUCUUACCCCAGCAUCGAGUCGACGAGGUUUCAAGCCGGGAGCUGCGCCUUGUUAUCAAGGAGCCCAUAUCACCGCAAGGAUGGGCGCGCAUGCAAUACUACGCGUCGCGUAUAAUCCUGCUGAAUCUCCAUCGGCGCAAAGGAGGGGCCAUUCAAUCUCGUGGCUCCGGUUCCUACCAUACUUUCUACGACAUGCAGAUCGACGAUAGUGCACUGAAAAGCGUAUCUGACUAUGCGGGACCUCACUGUAUAUUUCCCCGCCUUCUCCAUCUCGAUUGCUCCAUGUUUGAGCCGAAAUCUCUUGCGCUCAUUCCAAUGCUGUUCUCUCCGUCCAUCACAUCUCUUACGGCGGGACUAUGGGACGGUGACUCUGCUCAUUCGGAGUGGCUACUGCGAGAUCUCCCGAAUCUCUGCCCUGGAUUGCGAAGCGUCACUGGCAUGGACUGCAAGGGCUCUCGACUUUUUCCUCCUCCUGACUUGCUGCGGCGACUUCUCACCCUGGAAAGUCUGACAAUGGCACACCUCAGCAUCGAAACCAUCCAGUGCCUCGACAAACUCUCAUCUCUGCACUCACUGGAUUUGCGCGUCACCCAGACGUUCAUGAACCAGGUCGAUCGAGCGGCUCCGCCGUCACCAUCGUUGCAGAUUCCGAAUGCCAUGCGUCACGUCAAGCUUGAGCUCGAAGACCCGGCUGGGCUUGAGAGGUUCUUCGCGGUCGUGCAGACGCCUCUCAGAGUAACAGCGUUCGACGCUGUGUGCUACGAAGAGGAAGACGCGAACUUGAACAUCGACGUUCGCCACCGCAACUUGGACCUCCUCGCGCAGGCCCUGGAUCCAACGUAUCUAAAGCAGAUUCUGUACUACCACAACUGCGACAUCGACCUCUCAUGGGGUCCCGUUCCGGGCGCGCACGUCCUGCAGCUCGCCUACCGGUAUCCAAACCUCUCGUACCUAGGCAUAGACUGCUGGGUCGACGCAUGCGACAGAGACCUCGCGGCGCUUGCUCAAGCACUGCCCCAGCUCGAGUACCUCAUCAUAGACACGCACGCCAUGAAUUGUCGUCUAGGGCUCGAUGCCGGGACGCGCCAGGUGCGCACGACACUCGGCGUGCUCCCCGCAAUCACGCGCGCGUGUCCGAAGCUGUGCGGUCUGUGCAUUCGUCUCGACGCCACGAGCGUUCCCGAGCUUAAGCACGCCACUGGCACGGAUGUAGAUAUUGAGAAUUUGCGCGGGCCGAAGCACGCUCGCAUGCACUUCGCUGACUCGCCGCUCGAGGACCCGUCCGCGGUGGCGCGGUACCUUCGCUGCGUCUUCGCGCGGGGACGCAGCCUCGCCUCGCAGCCGCCGAGGGAGGGGAUGUACAAGAGAUGGAAGGACAAUUUCUGGGAGUGGGACGAGAGCCCCACAACCGCCAUGGAUUGGCCGACGGGACGGUGGCCAGAGGUGCGACUGGAACUAAUCAAGCUGGAUAGCGAGAGCGAU
Messenger RNA from Schizophyllum commune H4-8, 1667 nucleotides. RefSeq lists its product as uncharacterized. The transcript is spliced from 2 exons. The record is from RefSeq and is a predicted model, not a curated record. The annotation marks the transcript as partial. Lineage: Eukaryota; Fungi; Basidiomycota; Agaricomycetes; Agaricales; Schizophyllaceae.